Neomonachus schauinslandi (Hawaiian monk seal) is the source of this 2013-nucleotide messenger RNA. It is a transcript of the gene RUNX1T1, whose product is annotated as RUNX1 partner transcriptional co-repressor 1. NCBI's taxonomy places the organism in Eukaryota, Metazoa, Chordata, Mammalia, Carnivora, Phocidae. Gene Ontology annotation, molecular function: transcription corepressor activity. Gene Ontology annotation, cellular component: nucleus. Gene Ontology annotation, biological process: negative regulation of DNA-templated transcription; DNA-templated transcription. The record is from RefSeq and is a predicted model, not a curated record.
AUGUGCCAUCCUGACAAGCCUUUUACUUCUGAUAAGCUCCGAUGUGUGUUUAAUGAAUACAAAGCCGCGGUCUGGGUGCCGCCUCGGCUGCGGCCGCUCUCCUGCGCUCCUUUGCCAGAAGCUGGUGGAGAGAAUUUACAUUUAAAGAUUAGCAGAGGGAGAAAGAGAAAUCUGCCUUUUGUUGUGCGGGGUGAGGAGGAGGCAUGUCCUGGCCUGGACGCUAUCUCCCAUCACCUCUGCUAUCCAGACAGGACUCACGGAGAUCGGACUGAGAAGCACUCCACGAUGCCAGACUCACCUGUGGAUGUGAAGACCCCGUCUAGGCUGACUCCUCCCACCAUGCCGCCUCCCCCCACAACUCAAGGAGCUCCGAGAACCAGUUCAUUUACACCGACGACUCUAACUAAUGGCACGAGCCAUUCACCCACAGCCUUGAAUGGCGCCCCCUCGCCGCCCAAUGGCUUUAGCAAUGGGCCCUCCUCUUCUUCCUCUUCUUCUCUGGCUAAUCAACAGCUGCCCCCAGCCUGUGGCGCCAGGCAGCUCAGUAAGCUGAAACGGUUCCUUACUACCCUGCAGCAGUUUGGCAAUGACAUUUCUCCAGAGAUAGGAGAAAGAGUUCGCACCCUCGUACUAGGACUGGUGAACUCUACUUUGACAAUUGAAGAAUUUCAUUCCAAACUGCAAGAAGCUACUAACUUCCCACUGCGACCUUUUGUCAUCCCAUUUCUGAAGGCCAACUUGCCCCUGCUGCAGCGCGAGCUCCUGCACUGCGCAAGGCUGGCCAAACAGAACCCUGCCCAGUACCUCGCCCAGCAUGAACAGCUGCUUCUGGAUGCCAGCACCACCUCACCUGUUGACUCCUCAGAGCUGCUUCUCGAUGUGAACGAAAACGGGAAGAGGCGAACUCCAGACAGAACCAAAGAAAAUGGCUUUGACAGAGAGCCUUUGCACUCAGAACAUCCAAGCAAGCGACCAUGCACUAUUAGCCCAGGCCAACGGUACAGUCCAAAUAACGGCUUAUCCUACCAGCCCAAUGGCCUGCCUCACCCCACCCCACCUCCACCUCAGCAUUACCGUUUGGAUGAUAUGGCCAUUGCCCACCACUACAGGGACUCCUAUCGACACCCCAGCCACAGGGACCUCAGGGACAGAAACAGACCUAUGGGGUUGCAUGGCACACGCCAAGAAGAAAUGAUUGAUCACAGACUAACAGACAGAGAAUGGGCAGAGGAGUGGAAACAUCUUGACCAUCUGUUGAACUGCAUCAUGGACAUGGUGGAGAAGACGCGGCGGUCCCUCACUGUACUGCGGCGGUGUCAGGAGGCCGACCGCGAGGAGCUGAAUUACUGGAUCCGGCGUUACAGCGACGCUGAGGACUUGAAGAAAGGCGGCGGCGGCGGCGGCGGCCACUCCCGGCAGCAGAGCCCCGUCAACCCGGACCCGGUCGCGCUAGAUGCGCAUCGGGAAUUCCUUCACAGGCCUGCUUCUGGAUACGUGCCAGAGGAGAUCUGGAAGAAAGCUGAGGAGGCGGUCAACGAGGUGAAGCGCCAGGCGAUGACCGAGCUGCAGAAGGCCGUGUCGGAGGCCGAGCGGAAAGCCCAUGACAUGAUCACAACCGAACGCGCCAAGAUGGAGCGCACGGUGGCAGAGGCCAAGCGGCAGGCGGCGGAGGACGCGCUGGCCGUCAUCAAUCAGCAGGAGGAUUCGAGCGAGAGUUGCUGGAAUUGCGGCCGCAAAGCAAGUGAAACCUGCAGCGGCUGUAACACGGCCCGGUACUGUGGCUCAUUUUGCCAGCACAAAGACUGGGAGAAGCACCACCACAUCUGCGGACAGACCCUGCAGGCCCAGCAGCAGGGGGACACGCCCGCGGUCAGCUCCUCCGUCACGCCCAACAGUGGGGCCGGGAGCCCCAUGGACACACCACCAGCAGCCACCCCGAGGUCGACCACCCCGGGGACCCCUUCGACCAUAGAGACAACCCCUCGCUAGACGUGAACUCAGAACUGUCCGAGG